Molecule: messenger RNA, 1042 nt
Organism: Hymenoscyphus albidus
Lineage: Eukaryota; Fungi; Ascomycota; Leotiomycetes; Helotiales; Helotiaceae
Source: the annotation of a GenBank genome assembly
AUGAAAGACUCAAACAAUCGUUGCCGAAUCGUUGUACGCGAGAGAUUGAAUUCUCCAGGACCGAUUCCGAAUGUCGAAGAUAGUCCAGCGAAAUGCAUUUUCCUCUCAAAGUUGUGUAGGUCCUCUGCGUUCUCUCAAGAACUUGCCAAAGUCUUCGAACUUGUCACGGCAAACUCCACAAACAACGGCCCGUCUGGAAAGAAACAAAUAUUAGCAUGGUUCCUCUCCCAAGUACGGACGUACUUACGGGCUCAUGGAAUGCCACUUCUUUCUCUUUUCGUCUGCUACAAUAAAUCUGGCGAAUUUGCAACAAAUCGCUAUCUUCUUUUUGUCGUGUCCGAACUUCUUUGCCAUCCAAGUACUCAUGAUACCCUUUAUCUCCACCAAUUCAUUUCCCAUCAGUGGUAUUUGAAAUCUGAGCCAAAACUUCGGGGGGUCACAGGACUCCUUCUUAUCGUGGUCCUUAGCAUCAAUGCCCUUUUUAUCAUGAUAUUUGACCAGUUUCUCAAGGAAAAACGGGCCUGUGAGUGCGAGACGAACUGUGGAAGGCGCAUCGAGAAAACCAAAGAUGCGAACGAGGAUAUCAGAUUCCAGUGUUUCGAAAGAAGCCGGCAAACGGGUGAGGAUGUCGUCAAAUGCCGGAAAAUUGGUGGUGACAAUCCUAAGGGGAGCACCUGGAAGGACUUUAGUCAUUUUCUCGGCCCAUUUUGAGAUCAGAGGCUGGUCUAUGAUGAGGUUUGUGUGAGACAUUUUGAGAUUUCUGGAAUUUUGAUAAGAAAGUCUGGUAAGUUUGGGAAAUGGGAAAUGAUGGUUUCUUAGAGAUUAUACUCUGCGCCGACGCCUAGUUCUAUCGACCCUUUUUUCCCACGUCAUAAUCUUCGGUCAUCAUAUUAACUAGACUCGACCUAGAAGAUUUUUUAUCUGGAUGGACAAGCCGAUGGGUGCACCAAACCAGCUAGUCGGGAAUUUCAGACGCAUACUACACUUAUUCAAGUGAGCCCACUAGUAUCUCAUUCUAGUCGUAAUCGCAACAAGAUCUAAA